AAUGGCCGAAAAAAAACAUGUGCGCCAACAGUGUGCGGGCGCACACGCUAACUUUACGUUUUAGAUGUUUCUAAACUUCAUGGCUUCCGAAAACCCAAAGUGAUCCAAGUGGAGUGACUAAAUCCAAGUGAACGCGCAGUUUCAACAAAAUGCCUCACAGGAAGAAGAAAGCGUUCAUACACAAGAAGAACGCCGUGUCCUUCCAUCUGGUGCACAGGAGUCAGAAGGACCCACUGGCAGCGGAUGAGAAGGCACCUCAAUAUGUUCUCUUACCCGCCGUGCAGGUGGAGGUGGAGAAGAGGAAGGAAGAGCAGAGAAAGUAUGGCGUGUUUUUCGACGACGACUACGACUACCUUCAGCACCUCAGAGAGACGUCACAGGCUGCUGAGCUGGUCUCUGCCUCCCGACCUCACCGUGACGCACGACCUCUGACCUCUGAGGAGGAGGACUAUGAUGGAGAGGAAGAGGUCCUCGCGAUUCCCGUGGCCUCCAUUAAGCUGCCGUCAUCCGUGUUUGCCUCCGAGUUUGAGGAGGAGGUGGGUUUGUUAAACAAAGCAGCCCCCGUGUCUGGCCCCCGGCUGGACAUGGACCCCGACAUUGUGGCGGCACUGGACGAGGACUUUGACUUCGAUGACCCUGAAAACUUCCUGGAGGACGACUUCGUCAUAAAGGCCAAUGACAUCUUGUCCGGAGAUGGCAACGUUGGUGACGAGGGUGGAGAUGAGGAGGAGUGGGAGUCCACGGACGAGGGCCAGAGCGCGGAGGAGGAAGAGCGGAACUACGGCUCGGCAGGCGGCCUGUCGGAGGAUGAUGGCGAUGGGAAGGAAGAGGGUGGCAGGCGACGGUUUGCGUUUAUGGAGUGUGAAACGAGGAGCCGCUUCUCCGACUACUCCCUGACCUCCUCAGUCAUGAGACGUAACGAGCAGCUCACCCUGCUCGAUGACCGCUUCGAAAAGUUCUACGAGCAGUUUGACGAUGACGAGAUAGGCGCUCUGGACAACGCCGAGGUGGAGGGCUUUAUUGACCCGGACAGCAUGCGCCUGGCCGAGGUCAUCCAGGACUACUUCAAGCAGAAGGAGAGAGAGUUCCAGAAGCCGCAACAGUUGGGUCCUCCCGAGCUGCCCUCACUCAAGGAGGAAGAGGAUGGUGAGGAUGAAGAGCAAGACAUGGAAACGCUGGUUAUAGACGAGCAGUCUGCUGAGAAAUGGGACUGUGAGACCAUCAUUAGCACUUACUCAAAUCUCUACAAUCAUCCAAAGCUGAUCAAGGAUCCACCCAAGCAGCAGCCUAAGCGGAUCCUUGUGUCCAGUAAGACGGGGAUUCCCCUGGACGUGUUGCCUAAGAAGGGGCUGACGGCGCGGCAGGCGGAGCGCAUGGAGCGCAUCGAUGCCUCCGACCUUCCCCGCGUCUCCACCCAGCUGCGCUCGCGGCAAGAGAGCACGGAGGAGCGCAAACACAGGAAGCAGGCCAUUAAAGAUGAGCGGAAGGAGAGACGGGCAGAGAAGAAGAGCAACAAACUGGCGUUUAAGCAAGAGAAGCAGACGCAGGAGAAGCAGAUGUUGAGCCUCAGGACUCACGUUCAGGGCCUGAAGCUCUCCUAGCUCCGGCACCUGAACUGUCGCCGAGCAAAUCCACACUGGCCAAGACCCUCGCUGCUGUCUCCGUUGCUAAGGGAGACGAAAGCUCCCUAAACGCUCGCCCAGGAUGGUGUCAGAGACUCUUCACUCCCUGUGGUUUUUGUGUGUGUGUGUGUGUGUGCUCCUUCACUGAAGAUGCAUGAUGUUUCUGUUAAUGGAGGAUAAUUGUUAUACAAUAAUUGAAAAAUUGUUAAUGAAUUAAAUCUUUGGACUGCAUCUCCUCCAGGGCUUAUGCCAUUUUACCCUUUGCGCUUUUCCUGAUGGAACUUGACUCGGGUGAUUUAGAAACAUAUCCAGGCCAUGUGAAAUGGUGGUUACCUCAUAUUACGCUGCAGAUGCAGCUGCUUCUGAUAUUCUAGGAGGAGAAACCAGUUUGUCCACAACAGUAGAUGUUUAUCAUAACAGAUCUGAGAGUGCAGAUCAGUUCUUUCACGUUACCUAACUACAUCAGUACCAUAGCAGCCAUCAAUAAACAUAUGUUCUCAACAAACAGGACGCUUCAACUUGUUACAAACAUCAAAAUAUUUUAAUGUUAAUGGACACUGCGUCCUGUUUCUCUGGACACCAUGUGUACUUGAUUGCAAUUUUAACUGCCUCCAUCUUUGAUGACUGCAGGUACGCUGUAGUUACGCUCCUAGGAUCCAUUAACAUGCAUCUACUUUUCGGAGCAUAAACCGCUGUCAUCUCGUAGAACCCGGUUGCUGGGGGUCACGCCCCUCCGUUUCCUGAUUAAAGAGCCAAGGUUGUGAGGGAAGGCUCCACGACUUCGCUGCUUCAACAUGUUGGAGGAUGGUACGCAGGUCUGGAUCUAAGACUGCUUUCUUCAACCCAUGAAGAGACUCGUGUUUGUGCUUCAGGCUGCUGUCCAUCACAUUUAACAUCUGGACACCUUCAAGCUUGUGCGUUUUUGCUUUGUAAAUGUGAGGUUGCAUCUACUUGGAUUUAUUUAUUUUAUUUUUUUUACUUCCCUUUUGUAAGUUUAGUCAGAAUAGUGUUAGCUGGUUGGGGUAAGACUUCUUUCUAUGGCUUUUUUUUUUUUGUUCUUUGGGUAGAAGGGUUUAUUUAGAUUUUCUAAGUAUAUGUUCUUGGUAUCUAGUAAUUUAGUCAGUCAGCUUACAUUUGAGAUGCUGACGUGGUUUCUAAGCAGUUGUGGUCGUGUUGAGGCCUUUGCUAAGCAGUGUGUUUGGUACCAAAGCCGUGUUUGUGUCUGUGUCAAAUAAAUAUAUAGCGCACAAUUUUUAAA
Electrophorus electricus (electric eel) is the source of this 2880-nucleotide messenger RNA. It is a transcript of the gene ltv1, whose product is annotated as LTV1 ribosome biogenesis factor. Gene Ontology annotation, biological process: ribosomal small subunit biogenesis; ribosomal small subunit export from nucleus. Gene Ontology annotation, cellular component: preribosome, small subunit precursor; nucleus; cytosol. The record is from RefSeq and is a predicted model, not a curated record. Lineage: Eukaryota; Metazoa; Chordata; Actinopteri; Gymnotiformes; Gymnotidae.